UUUAAGGCGCGACGACGCCAGAAGAGCGGUUCUCGCCAUGGAUUCUAAAAAGGUUAAGGCGACGAAGACGCAGGAUCCCGCUCUAAAGCAAAAGUCGCCAGCGGAAUUUUUCUCCGAGAACAAGAACAUCGCGGGUUUUGAUAAUCCUGGGAAAAGCUUGUACACGACAGUGCGUGAACUGGUCGAGAAUGCUCUAGAUUCGGCCGAAUCCAUUGCGGAGCUUCCAACGAUCGAGGUCACAAUUGAAGAGAUAAGCAAGUCCAAGUUUAACGCUAUGAUUGGACUGGUCGACCAUGAGCGAGUCGAUGCGGAGCUUUAUGAUGACUACGAAAACGAGAAAGCCCGCGAGAAAAGAUUGGCUAAAGAAGCUCGUGAGCAAGAACGCCAAGCGAAGGCCAUUGCAGCUGGUAAAAAAGUCACUGUUCCUAAGGCUGGGAAAGGCCGUGGAGAUACAGUUUUUUACAAAGUUUCUUGCAAGGACAACGGCAAGGGAAUGCCACACGAUGAUAUACCAAACAUGCUUGGUCGAGUGCUAUCUGGCACAAAAUACGGGCUCAAACAAACUCGGGGCAAAUUUGGACUCGGAGCAAAAAUGGCACUGAUAUGGUCGAAAAUGAGUACUGGCCUGCCCAUCGAGAUUUCGAGUGCUAUGAAGGGGCAGAAAUUCAUUUCCUUUUGUCGUUUAGACAUUGACAUCCACAAGAACAUUCCUAAUGUUCAUGUACUUGAAAAGAAGCCCAAUACUACUGGCUGGCACGGGGCCGAAAUUCAUGUAACCAUUGAAGGGAAUUGGACGACUUAUCGGUCCAAAGUUAUAAGCUACAUGCGGCAAAUGGCUGUCAUCACACCGUAUGCACAGUUCCUAUUUCGCUACAGAGCAGGGACUCCAGAAAAGAAUGUAAGCGUACAGUUUGUGAGGAGGACCGAUGUUAUGCCUCCUGCACCUCCAGAGACCAAGUAUCAUCCAUCUGCUGUGGAUUUACUCUUGAUCAAGCGACUUAUUGCCGAAAAGUCGAAGCAAACGUUGAUCCAGUAUUUGCAGCAGGACUUUGUUUCAAUCAACAAGUCUUAUGCGGAACGUCUCAUCGGUGAAAUGGGCCCUGAUUUCACACCAAAAAUGCUGGUAAAAGAUCUUACCGACCAGCAGCUCGUUCGUAUACAUCAACUCUUUAGACAAGCUAAGUUCGACGAUCCCGACGGUGAUUGCUUAAGUCCCGCCGGAGAAUACAACCUGCGCCUUGGAAUUACAAAAGAGCUGCACCCAGACAUGGUCGCCACUUGCCAAGGGAAUGUUCAGGUCUUUGAAGGACAUCCAUUCAUUGUUGAGGCAGCAGUGAGCUUAGGAGGGAAAAGCGUAAAGCCAGGCUUGAAUAUUUUCCGCUUUGCAAACCGUAUCCCUCUUCUCUUUGAACAAGGUGGCGAUGUAAUUACUAGAACAGCAACGAAACGAAUCAGCUGGAGCGCAUACAAGAUCAGCCACCUACAGGACAAGGUUGGAGUUUUUGUUAGCAUUGUUAGCACAAAGAUACCUUUCAAAGGAACUGGUAAAGAGUACAUUGGAGAUGAUAUUACUGAAAUAGCAUCCGGAGUCAAGUCUGCUAUACAACAGUGCUGCAUACAGUUGAAAGCAAAGCUCGUCCGUCAGAAAGCUGCUCGAGAUAAACUUGAACGGAAGAAAAACCUUUCCAGGUACAUCCCUGACGUCUCAAGAGCAAUUUACGGGGUUCUCGCAAGCAUUGCAAAUGAACGGGAAGCGAAGAGGCAAAAAUAUGAACCUGAUAGCCGGGAGAUUUUGCAUAAAGUCGCGGAUAAAGAAGUUACCGAGGUAACUUUGUCACGAAAGCUUACGCAGUAUGUUGAUCAGGUGGAUGCCGAGUUGGCUCUUGAUUAUGCUACUCAAAGUGGACUUGUCAAGGCACGAGAGCCCAUUUCCUUGGCAGGAGUAGACUGGACUCAAGCAAAUUAUCUCGAGCUUCACAGCCCAGUAUGCGUCAUGAAGUUGCUCUCCUGACCAUACAUGGUGAGUUGUACUCCGAGCUCUUCCGAUGGCAUUAUUUCAUCAAGAGGUAUGCAUGUCUUGUCUCAUGUUUCAGAAAUCAGGCAACUUUGACUAAUGAUCCGGACAAAGAUAUUGGUGCUUGGUACUAAACUUGUUGAUCGUAGUCAUUGCAAGUGAUCCGUCUCAAAAAUUAUAAAAUUAAAACAAAAACAUUCUUAAGAAAAUCAAAA
Selaginella moellendorffii is the source of this 2229-nucleotide messenger RNA. RefSeq names its product DNA topoisomerase 6 subunit B. The record is from RefSeq and is a predicted model, not a curated record. Bases 38 to 2011 code for a protein of 657 amino acids. Lineage: Eukaryota; Viridiplantae; Streptophyta; Lycopodiopsida; Selaginellales; Selaginellaceae. Gene Ontology annotation, biological process: DNA topological change. Gene Ontology annotation, cellular component: small ribosomal subunit; cytosol. The transcript is spliced from 20 exons. Gene Ontology annotation, molecular function: DNA binding; DNA topoisomerase type II (double strand cut, ATP-hydrolyzing) activity; ATP binding.